UUCACGUUUCUCACAGUUGAGUUGUAAGAUGGCGGCGCGGUGGGGAACAGGCGAGGAUGUGUUAAAAGUCUGUAAUACUCAACUCUUCUCGAAUCUUGACGAGGCAGAGACGCUUCAGGGAAGUUUCACCAGCAACAGUCUGGAGUUUACCGGCUUUAACAAUGGAGAUGCACUGGAGGCUUUGCAUGGCUGCCUGGAUUCAUCCAUUCUGUCCAUUUUUGAGGACAGCCCCACUGGAGAAGUUAAAAGUGAUCUUGAUGAAGAAAGCGAAGCGACGCUGCUCACAGCUCUCACUGAAAUACUUGACAAUGUUGAUGAUGAAAACCUGUCCCCUUUUGACACUUUGCCAGAUUCUGACCUGUUUUCUGGCCACAAGGGUCAGGAACACUCACCGCUAAGAAAAUUAUUUACACGCUCUACUCCAGAGUCAGUUAUUCACACAAGACAGUUUCCUGGAAAGAGUCUCCCACGAAUGCAGAGACUUUCUCAGCAGAACAGUGAAGGAGAAGAGGAGGAAGACGGAGAUGCUAGUUUUUCAAUCCCAUUAUCCAAUAUUGAUUUGUUGUCUUUGGAUGGAUUUGAUUGGUGCCUUCCUGUGUCCUUGGAGCAGGACGGAGAGAGCAUGCCCAUCUCUCUUAGUGAAUUAGUUAAACACAUGCACCCUUACUGCAUGACACUGUGUGUGGAAGGAGAAGAGGGCCAAGAGCAUCUCCUGCCAGAGAGGGGGCUUGUUUUGGAAGUGGUUGAUCAAGGAGAGCAUGGUGAGCCCAUCCUGGCAAUCCCGGAUCUCAGCAUGCCUCUUUCUCAGGCAGACUCCACAGAAUGUGAGCAAAGCGUUCCAGAAAAUAGGAUUGAUAAACAGGAAACUAAGCAUGAUGAUCAUGCUAAAAAAGUCACGUCACCUUCUAAUGUGUCUCCUGUGGAGAAGGAGAAAGAAGUUGGCAUGGUAUGUAUAGGAAAAAAGAGAUGCAAAUCUGUUGAAACCCCUUUGGUUGAACAAAGAAUUUUGAGAAGCUCAAAAAUAAAAGAGGAGCCACAGAAGAAACCGCAAGAAGAACAAAAGAAGAAAAAGGUGACUUUUUCUCCAUCGCUCAAAUUAGCAGAACCUGAGAGACCUAAACUUGAUCCUCCAACAAAGGAGCCUGAGCCAUUUGUCGAGGAGAAGCAAAUCAUGACCUCUAAAGCUGAAACAAAAAUCAUUAACUUGACAGACAACAAAUCACUUGAAAAGCCUGUAGAGGAAGAACUGCCCUCAAAACAAGAAACUCCCAGUGAACAGCCUAGUGUUUGUCAGCGCAAUGAAACAAAGCCCAAACCUCUCAGCUUACAACAGUACCGUCUCCUCCGCCAGCAGAAGAAACCAGACCCAGUGGACAAAACAGAGGAUUAUAGCACUAAAUGGCCCACGUUGCCUGAGGCUCCCAAAGAACUUCCUCCAAUACCCUGCCUGCCAGAACCCAGCCUCAGAGAUCCACGUAAAACAUCCCAUAUUCCUGUUAAAAAAGACCCUGUACCUGAAAUCAUGCCCGCGUGGCACCCAAGAGGGCCUGCUGCUCCCCCAACACCUGAAGCUUUACUCGUCCCACCAGCUUCCUUGAUGGGUUCGUCUAGGAAACCUGUGAGUUCUAAAUCAACGUCUUCUGAAGGUUCAUCCCAGUCAGUCCACCCUUCACCUCUAAAACAACCUGCUCCCAUCACAGUGCAACAAAACACUAUUCAUACUGAGACCUUGUCUCCUAAAAGGACAGUAUCACAGCCAGUGUUCACUACACCUAAAGUCUCUACCAGCCUCAAAACACCCAGUCAAGAGGAAUGUUUACAUGGUAACCCCAAUGCUGCUCAUGCGGUUGCUUCAUCUAAAGUGUCCUUAAAGCCUCAGAUGAUCACUACACACGUUCAGAGCUCAACCACUAGCGCUCCUAAACCUUGUGCUGCUGUGCCUGCAAAGAGAGAGACCGAGCAGGUUGUUUUGGCCCCUGUGUGUGAGCAAGCCAAAACCACCCCGCCAACUAAUUCUAAAAAGCUGACCUCACAAUCACAGCCUCAUGUUGUGCCAAUAGCUGCUCAGCCAUUUUUCACAGCUCAGGUUCAGGCCAGAGUUGUUGAAUUGGCAGAGCAGAUGAGGAUGGCUUCUUCUGAGACCCCUAAACCAAAGACUGCUACGGUUGAGCUGAUUGAGUCAUUCACCAGUGAAAUUGGUAUUGAAGCUGCUGAUCUCACAAGCCUCCUGGAGCAGUUUGAGGAGUCUCAGCCCAAGGAAGAGCCGUGUGUACCGGAGGUCUGUGGUAGAGCAGCCGCUGUAGGAAACUCCAGUUUUGAGCAGGUGGAAACUAAAGCGCUUGGGAAAACACGCAACCAUGACCUGGGAAGCACAGCAGGCCUCACACCUCCAGCCACACCACCACACCAGAUGUGGAAGCCUAUUGCACCAGUUUCACUACUAGGGAAAACCAAGAAGUCUGAGGUCCUUAAAUCAACAACCAACAAGGCCAUUCAGAUAGAGGCAAGACCAUUGCCUUCAAAUAAUCUGCGUAGCAAGCCUCAGACCCUUACUGGACAGACUCAACCUUUCUCCCUUGACCACGACUACUGCCUCCCUCCUAAAGAGCCCAGUCAGAGUGAAGUUGGCAGCCGGUGGAAUGUUAAACAACAGUCAAGCAUUGUUAUCAAGACUGUUGAGCUGCCUUCUAACAAGCCGCUGCAAAACAAUGUCUCCAAGGCGGCUUCAACUCAUUCAGUUACAGAAGAGACACAGAAGAAUCUCAGCCUCAGUCAACCAUCUACAGAAACAAGCUGUACACUAAACAGUUCUGUUCUGGAGACUCCAGACGCUUCUCCAAACAGGCCUGACUCUGAAAGCUCCUUACUCAAUGAAGUAAACCAGCAGAAAUCUGUAGACUACUCUAAGUGUUCAUCCACUAAGUACCAGCAGGACAGAGGGCGUCAAAAACGAAGAUGCAGAGCCCCGUCCACUAGUAGUUCAGACUUCAGCUCUGAAUCCUCCUCCAGAUCACGCUCGCCACCCAGGAAAAGAUACAGGUCUCGACACUCAAGCAGCAGAUCCAGUUCCUCAUCUCGUUCUCGAUCCAGCUCCAGGUCAUUUUCUCCACCUCGCCGUCGACUGUAUUCGUACUCCAGCUCACCUUCUGGGUCUUGGAGCCGCAGCCGCUCUCGAUCCAGAUCCCGCUCCACUGAUCCUCAUGAACACCGCCGCUGGAGAAGUCGAAGAAGCCCUGAUCAGAGGCCUGGAUACCACCAUGUUCAAAAGAGCAGUGAGGAUACAAAAAGGCGCAAAGAAAAAGCCAUUGAGGAGCGACGGGUUGUUUAUGUUGGAAGAAUUUGUGGAAACAUGACUCGUAUGGAGCUGAAAGAGCGCUUCUUGUACUUUGGAGACAUAGAGGAGUGCACCGUACACUUCAGAGAAAAUGGGGACAACUACGGUUUUGUCACAUACUACAGCGUAAAGGAUGCGUUUAAUGCUAUUGAAAACGGAAGCAUUCUGAGGAAGCCAAAUGAGCUUCCAUUUGACCUGUGCUUUGGAGGGAGGAGGCAGUUUUGCAAGGCCAGUUAUGCUGAUCUUGAUUCAAACAGAGAGUACGAUCCAAAGCCUACAAAGGGCAAAUUUGAUGCACUAGACUUUGACACUUUACUCAAGCAGGCUCAGAAAAAUCUGAAAAGGUAACGAUUAGUCAAGACACAGGAGAGAAGACGUAUUACCUCGGUGCAAAAUGCUGCCCCACACUUCCAGUGUUGCCUUUCAUUUGCUGUUUUUAUUUUUAUUUUUUGUUUUAUUUUUUUUUUUGGUUUUGUUUGUUUUGCUUUUCUUUGUUUUUGUUUCUGCAAGUUUACACCUUCUAUUGAAGUGAAGGUUUGUAAGAAAAAUAGAAAGUGCAAAAAAAAAUCACUAUGGAAAAAAAUAUGGAAUGGAAAAAUAGAAUUUUUUAAAAGGAUUGAAUUUAUUUAAAUGUUUAAUCUGAAUUGAUUGUUGGACACAUUUUAAGAGGAAUUGAAUGAAAACAUUAUGUUGGGGUAUAAAGAUUUAUAAAUGAGUUUGUCAAGGUAAAUAAACCCAAGAUGAAAGAAUUUAUUUGUUUUCACUUUUCUCAGAUGUGUUCUGUCUGCAAUACUGUAUGAAUAUAAAUUAGGUAUGCCUUGAUUUUACAGAAACUGAAAAUUG
Danio aesculapii is the source of this 4177-nucleotide messenger RNA. RefSeq names its product PPARG related coactivator 1 (gene pprc1). Gene Ontology annotation, molecular function: transcription factor binding; RNA binding. Bases 29 to 3682 code for a protein of 1217 amino acids. The record is from RefSeq and is a predicted model, not a curated record. The transcript has 14 exons. Lineage: Eukaryota; Metazoa; Chordata; Actinopteri; Cypriniformes; Danionidae. Gene Ontology annotation, cellular component: nucleus. Gene Ontology annotation, biological process: positive regulation of transcription by RNA polymerase II.